Molecule: messenger RNA, 1008 nt
Organism: Phalaenopsis equestris
Lineage: Eukaryota; Viridiplantae; Streptophyta; Magnoliopsida; Asparagales; Orchidaceae
Product: ribonuclease 1-like
Exons: 3
Coding region: 31-789 (252 amino acids)
Biological process (GO): RNA catabolic process
Cellular component (GO): extracellular region
Molecular function (GO): ribonuclease T2 activity; RNA binding
Source: RefSeq, a predicted model, not a curated record
GUGGAAUAAGAAAUAUAGGCUGUAGUAAAGAUGAAGCUACGCUUAGCAUCUGUCUCCCUCUUUCUAGCCAUCAUGCUAACAGUGUGCCUUCCUUGCUUCUCAGUCAAAAGCUUUGAUUUCUUCUCUCUAGUGCUCAUGUGGCCGGGAGCUUACUGCCAGCAAACGAAUGGCGGAUGCUGCCUUCCGACGACGGGGGAGCCGGCGGCGGAUUUCCUCAUUAGGGAUCUCAUAACCUACAGCUCUAAUGGAGAUUCCAUCACCAAGUGUCAGAAUAUAAAUUUCGAUUAUAAUCAGAUCUCAAGCUUGAGCGACGAUCUGGAGGCAUACUGGGCGAACAUCAAAUGCCCUAGCAACAAUGGCAAAUCCAGCUGGAGAUCCAAGUGGAAAACCUAUGGAGUCUGCUCCGGCCUGAACCAAACCAGCUACUUCGAAACCGGCCUCCGUCUCCUCCAGAAAGCCGACAUAUCCUUCAAUCUCGUCAAAAAUGGCAUCCAUCCCGACUACAAUCUCUACAGACUCGCCGAUAUAAAGAGCGCCAUUACCGAAGGCAUCGGCGCGGAGCCUCUGAUCCGAUGCAGCAGGGGGCCGUUCGGUAAGUUUCAGCUUUUCGAGGUGCAUAUCUGCGUCGAUAAUGGCGGAUCGGCGGCGAUCGACUGCCCUGUGAAGCCUAAGUUUAGCUGCAGUGAGGAGAUACUGUUCCAUCCUUAUAGGGGGUGGAUGCUGAACGAUACCACGAAAGGGAUUGGGACUGGUUCGGUGAUGGAUCUGCUGCCGAUUGAUGUGGAAUGAGAGGUGGAGGGGAAGAGGGAGGGAGUGUGAUUAGGGUUUAGGGUUGAAUAAUGGAGGAAGUAGCCGAUGGAACGCGAACGCUUGUUCUGCUGUUCUUAGGUUUUGGUUUAUGGUGUUGCGCUUCUGCUUGUAAGAUUGAAGGAAUGUGUUCUUCACUUCUUCUUCUUUCUCUCAGUAGUUCAUGGCAGCAAUAAAUGGGCAAGUAAAAUUUAAAUAAAA